Messenger RNA from Nymphaea colorata (pocket water lily), 730 nucleotides. Its product is annotated as ubiquitin-fold modifier-conjugating enzyme 1. Gene Ontology annotation, molecular function: UFM1 conjugating enzyme activity. Gene Ontology annotation, biological process: protein K69-linked ufmylation. The transcript has 3 exons. NCBI's taxonomy places the organism in Eukaryota, Viridiplantae, Streptophyta, Magnoliopsida, Nymphaeales, Nymphaeaceae. Gene Ontology annotation, cellular component: cytoplasm. The record is from RefSeq and is a predicted model, not a curated record. The coding region runs from base 58 to 579 and encodes 173 amino acids.
GUCGCCGGCCGAGAGAGAGAGAGAGAGAGAGAGAGGGAGGGGGGAGAGGGAGAGGAGAUGGAGGGGUGGGAUACGAAGACGAAGACGACGCUGACGAAGAUACCGCUGCUGACGGUGAAGGCGGGGCCGAGGGACGGGGCGGCGUGGACGGAGCGGCUGAAGGAGGAGUACAAGGCCCUCAUCGCCUACAUGACCAUGAACAAGUCCAACGACAACGACUGGUUCAGGAUCACCGGCAGCCCCGACGGAACUCGCUGGACCGGCAAGUGCUGGUACGUUCACAAUCUCCUCAAGUACGAGUUUGACCUCCAGUUUGACAUCCCCGUCACUUACCCAGCCACCGCCCCCGAGAUUGAGCUUCCCCAGCUCGACGGCAAAACUGCCAAGAUGUAUCGAGGAGGGAAGAUUUGUCUUACUGUGCAUUUCAAGCCGCUGUGGGCGAAAAAUUGCCCAAGGUUUGGAAUUGCGCAUGCUCUCUGCUUGGGUCUUGCUCCUUGGCUCGCAGCUGAGGUCCCUAACCUUGUUGAGACUGGCAUGGUAAAACACAAGGAUGAUACAGCUCCUUCCAUCGCUGCUUAGACUGUUGUAUUUCCCAAUUAGUCAUCUCAAUUUUUAUGUCAAAAAUUGAAUAAAACCAAUUUGGAUGCCAUCAUCAAACAGAUCCUCUAAUGUACCAUAAACAGUUUAAAUUUGGUAUGCUAUACUUAUGUUUAAGGCUUUCAUAGUUUCA